AGAGAAACAGGUUUACUGGGAGUGGCUGACUUAUAAGAACACUCGCAUGAGGACAGGAAGGGGAAACACCGAGCGUCUUUCUGCACGUGAACAACAUGAUGCUGCGGACAACAUGGCCUCUCUUUAUGGGCGCACUGAUCGCAAUGCAAGGUGGCUCAAAGGCUCAGGAGUGUGGUGUGGCACCACUGAACACUAGGAUAGUUGGAGGUGAGGAUGCCCUGGCGGGCUGGUGGCCUUGGCAAGUCAGCAUUCACUACACGACCUUUCACGUUUGUGGAGGGACCUUGAUCAGCGAGGACUGGGUGCUCUCAGCGGCUCACUGCAUUUUGAACACUUCGGCUUCACCGUGGACCCUGUACUUUGGAAGACAGAAUCAGAGUGGCCCAAAUCCUAACGAGGUCUCACGCAGCGUGGCCCAGGUCAUCGUUCAUCCCGACUAUGAGAACGGAACCUUUCAAAACGAUAUUGCCCUCUUUAAGCUGAGCAGCCCCGUCACUUACACUAACUACAUCCGACCUGUCUGCAUGGCGAGCAACACCAGUCAGUUCCACAACGCCACCAUGUGCUGGGCCACAGGCUGGGGCAGACUCGGGAGUGAUCAGCCAAAUGUGGCCUUUGAGAGGCUGCAAGAAGUUGAGAUUCCAGUGAUCGGAAACAAGCAAUGCGCCUGCAGCUACAGCCUUGUGCCACAUGACAUCACCAGCAACAUGCUGUGUGCCGGGGAGGAGGGCCGAGGAAUAUGCCAGGGUGAUUCAGGUGGACCUUUGCAAUGCAAACAGGGCUCAAGGUGGAUCCAGGCUGGCAUCACCAGUUUCGGCAUACCUUGCGCCAACAAAGGUUUCCCUGAAGUCUUUGCUCGUGUGUCGUUUUACCAGGAUUGGAUCACGGAGCAAGUGUCAGGGGCAAACAUAAGCUUUUUGAGCCACACUGCCACUGGUACCGACGCGGACAGCAGCUUUGUGUGUGAAUUUCUUGAAGACUCUGCAACCAAAGCAAGUCUUUCGUGCCUUAGCCUCUUACUUCUCCUGCUGUUCAUUCAGGCUCUGUAACUUAUAACAGCAUGUUCUAAUAUAGAAUUACACUACAAAUACAAUCCAUUGCUUUUCUGGACAGAAUUUAGCACUUGAUCAUAUGGCAUAAGCGAGUAAAUCAAAAUUACUGAUUGACUUUUCUGUACUUUGUGAACUUCAGUUAUUCUUCGCUCUAUAUGCUUCACAUACAAUGAUUCCAUCCACAUGUCACAUGCAUGCAAGACAACAGCUGGAUUAUCCAUCCAUCUUCUAUACCGUCGCUGGAUCCUAUCCCAGCUGACUUUGGGCGAGAGGCGGGGUACCUCCUGGGCUGGUUGCCAGCCAAUCACAGGACACAUAUAGACAAACAACCAUUCACACUCACAUUCAUACCUAUGGACAAUUUAGAGUCUCCAAUGAACCUAACAUGCAUGAAACCGGAGUACCCAGGUCUUCCCGAUCUCCAGGCUGUUACUGCGUUGGCCAACAUGCUAACCACUAGACCACCGUGCGGCCCGAUCUCCAGGCUGUUACUGCGUUGGCCAACAUGCUAACCACUAGACCACCGUGCGGCCCAGCUGGGUUAUUAACAUUCAUUGUAACAACUCUGUAAGAAUACUGUGUAAUAACAAGAGAAGGUUUAAGUUGUCAACAGUACACUGCCUCAAAGUUUUGGCCUCAACAGCUCAAAUGGACAGUGAUGUAUUAACUUAUUAACUUGCAUUUUGUGUCCAUGCAGGCAUCAUUAUGACUUGAUUUUGUUUGUUUUGCUUUCUUUUAAUAGUAAAAAAAAUACAUAUCUGUGAUUUUAA
Dunckerocampus dactyliophorus (ringed pipefish) is the source of this 1822-nucleotide messenger RNA. Its product is annotated as chymotrypsin-like protease CTRL-1. Gene Ontology annotation, biological process: proteolysis. Gene Ontology annotation, molecular function: serine-type endopeptidase activity. The transcript is spliced from 6 exons. The coding region runs from base 96 to 1049 and encodes 317 amino acids. The record is from RefSeq and is a predicted model, not a curated record. NCBI's taxonomy places the organism in Eukaryota, Metazoa, Chordata, Actinopteri, Syngnathiformes, Syngnathidae.